UAUUAGAAGAAAUGGAAAAAAUUGACCAGAUGGAAUUUAAUGUGUAUCAGCCAUCACCGUUAAAUGAGAAAGUGUUAAAAGAUAAACGAAAAAAACUGCGCGACACAUUAGAAAGGGUAUUAAAUAUGUAUUAUCGCGAUGACCCAGACAAGUGGGCAGACUUAAAGAAGAAACAAAACGACUAUGAACAUAAAAGAAUCCAACUUGUUGCGUUUUAUGAAUCUGUGAAGUCAGCACAACAAGUUUCUGUUGAUGAAAUUCCUUUACCGCAAAUGCCUGAACAAACUGCGUCAAACAUAACUUCCCAAAUACCUUUGCCAACUGAAAGGAAACCUGAACAUACAAUAUAUUCAAUUGCAACAGCCCUAAAGCUGCAAGCAUUGGUGAGUCUUUAAAGCAUGUUAUUUUAAUUUUAACGCUAUAAAGCAAUUUUAAAAACUACCCGUCGUUUAAUCUAUACUUUGGAUAAUGUUCACUGAAAACAU
Agrilus planipennis (emerald ash borer) is the source of this 485-nucleotide messenger RNA. RefSeq names its product WW domain-binding protein 11-like. NCBI's taxonomy places the organism in Eukaryota, Metazoa, Arthropoda, Insecta, Coleoptera, Buprestidae. The transcript is spliced from 3 exons. The record is from RefSeq and is a predicted model, not a curated record. The coding region runs from base 12 to 395 and encodes 127 amino acids.